GCGGCGGUCGGCGGCGAUCGCGCGGGGGCCUGCGAAGCGCCGCUCGGGGCCGGCACUGCCCGCGGGGAGGACGCGCCGCCGCCGUCACCCAGCGCCGCCGCCGCCGCCUCCAGCCGGGCCGCCGCGCGUCCCGGGGGCCGGCCCCGCGAGCGCAGGAGUAAACACCGCCGGAGUCUUGGAGCCGCUGCAGAAGGGAAUAAAGAGAGAUGCAGGGAUUUGUGAGGUUACGGCGCCCCAGCUGCAAGAUGCACUAGCCGGCUGAACCCGGGGAUCGGCUGACUUGUUGGAACCGGAGUGCUCUGCACGGGAGUGUGGCUGAGUUGAAGUUGCUUUCCCGGGGCUCGUUUUCCACGCUGCCGAGAGGAAUCCGAGAGGCAAGGAAAUCACUUCGCCUUGCCAUUGAUUGGGCAUCGGGAGCUUUUUUUCCCCCCUCUCUUUCUUUACCUCCGUCUUGUUGCAUGCAAGAAAAUUACAGUCCGCUGGUCGCCCGCCCUGGGUGAGAAAUAUUCAGCCCCGCUUUCUCCCGUCCAUUGUGCAAGCCAAAGAUGAAAGACCGAAGGGGAGAAAGUUAAAGAAAUCGCCCACAUGCGCUGGAUCAGUCCACGGCUUGGGGAAAGGCAUCCAGAGAAGGUGGGAGCGGAGAGUUUGAAGUCUUUACAGGCGGGAAGAUGGCGGACUGGAGCUGAAAGUGUUGAUUGGGAAACUUGGGUGAUCCUCGUGUUUAUUUACAACCCUCUUGACCCAGGCAGGACACAUGCAGGCCAAAAAACGCUAUUUCAUCCUGCUCUCAGCUGGCUCUUGUCUCGCCCUUUUGUUUUAUUUCGGAGGCUUGCAGUUUAGGGCAUCAAGGAGCCACAGCCGGAGAGAAGAGCACAGCGGUCGGAAUGGCUUGCACCACCCGAGUCCGGAUCAUUUCUGGCCCCGCUUCCCGGACGCUCUGCGCCCCUUCGUUCCUUGGGAUCAAUUGGAAAACGAGGAUUCCAGCGUGCACAUAUCCCCCCGGCAGAAGCGAGACGCCAACUCGAGCAUCUACAAAGGCAAGAAGUGCCGCAUGGAGUCCUGCUUCGAUUUCACCCUUUGCAAGAAAAACGGCUUCAAAGUCUACGUGUACCCGCAGCAAAAAGGGGAGAAAAUCGCCGAAAGUUACCAAAACAUUCUAGCGGCCAUCGAGGGCUCCAGGUUCUACACCUCGGACCCCAGCCAGGCGUGCCUCUUUGUCCUGAGUCUGGAUACUUUAGACAGAGACCAGUUGUCACCUCAGUAUGUGCACAAUUUGAGAUCCAAAGUGCAGAGUCUCCACUUGUGGAACAAUGGUAGGAACCAUUUAAUUUUUAAUUUAUAUUCCGGCACUUGGCCUGACUACACCGAGGACGUGGGGUUUGACAUCGGCCAGGCGAUGCUGGCCAAAGCCAGCAUCAGUACUGAAAACUUCCGACCCAACUUUGAUGUUUCCAUUCCCCUCUUUUCUAAGGAUCAUCCGAGGACAGGAGGGGAGAGGGGGUUUUUGAAGUUUAACACCAUCCCUCCUCUCAGGAAGUAUAUGCUGGUAUUCAAGGGGAAGAGGUACCUGACAGGGAUAGGGUCGGACACCAGGAAUGCCUUAUAUCACGUCCAUAACGGAGAGGACGUGGUGCUCCUCACCACCUGCAAGCACGGCAAAGACUGGCAAAAGCACAAGGAUUCUCGCUGUGACAGAGACAACACCGAGUAUGAGAAGUAUGAUUAUCGGGAAAUGCUGCACAAUGCCACUUUCUGUCUGGUUCCUCGUGGUCGCAGGCUUGGGUCCUUCAGGUUCCUGGAGGCUCUGCAGGCUGCCUGUAUCCCUGUGAUGCUCAGCAACGGAUGGGAGUUGCCGUUCUCUGAAGUGAUCAGUUGGAACCAAGCCGCCGUCAUAGGCGAUGAGAGAUUGUUAUUACAGAUCCCUUCUACAAUCAGGUCUAUUCAUCAGGAUAAAAUCCUAGCACUUAGACAGCAGACACAAUUCUUGUGGGAGGCUUAUUUUUCUUCAGUUGAGAAGAUUGUCUUAACUACACUAGAGAUUAUUCAGGACAGAAUAUUCAAGCACAUAUCACGUAACAGUUUAAUAUGGAACAAACAUCCUGGAGGAUUGUUCGUACUACCACAGUAUUCAUCUUAUCUGGGAGACUUUCCUUACUACUAUGCUAAUUUAGGUAACCCCCCCCCCAAAUUCACUGCAGUCAUCCACGCAGUGACCCCCCUGGUCUCGCAGUCCCAGCCAGUGUUGAAGCUUCUCGUGGCUGCAGCCAGAUCGCAGUACUGUGCCCAGAUCAUAGUUCUAUGGAAUUGUGACAAGCCCCUACCAGCCAAACACCGCUGGCCUGCCACAGCUGUGCCUGUCAUUGUCAUCGAAGGAGAAAGCAAGGUUAUGAGCAGCCGUUUCCUGCCCUAUGACAACAUCGUCACAGACGCCGUGCUCAGCCUCGAUGAGGACACUGUGCUUUCAACCACGGAGGUGGAUUUUGCCUUCACCGUGUGGCAAAGCUUCCCCGAGAGGAUUGUGGGGUACCCGGCGCGCAGCCAUUUCUGGGAUAACUCUAAGGAGCGGUGGGGGUACACAUCCAAGUGGACAAACGACUACUCCAUGGUGUUGACAGGAGCUGCUAUUUACCACAAAUAUUAUCACUACCUGUACACCCAUUACCUGCCAGCCAGCCUGAAGAACAUGGUGGACCAACUGGCCAACUGUGAGGACAUCCUCAUGAAUUUCCUGGUGUCUGCUGUGACAAAAUUGCCUCCAAUCAAAGUCACCCAGAAGAAGCAGUAUAAGGAGACAAUGAUGGGGCAGACUUCUCGGGCUUCCCGCUGGGCUGACCCUGACCACUUUGCCCAGCGACAGAGCUGCAUGAAUACGUUUGCCAGCUGGUUUGGCUACAUGCCGCUGAUCCACUCGCAGAUGAGGCUCGACCCUGUCCUCUUUAAAGACCAGGUCUCUAUUCUGAGGAAGAAAUACCGAGACAUUGAGCGACUUUGAGGAAUCCAGCCAAGUGGGGGAGGGGAAGCGAGAAGGGACGGGGUCAAGCUGCUCUCUCUUCCCAGUGCAGAUCUGCUCAGCAGCGGAGCCAGAUUGUGCCAAGUAUCCAAAUAAUCUUAGAUGAACAGAAUGACAA
This is a messenger RNA of Neomonachus schauinslandi (Hawaiian monk seal), 3128 nucleotides long. It is a transcript of the gene EXT1, whose product is annotated as exostosin glycosyltransferase 1. Gene Ontology annotation, molecular function: glycosyltransferase activity. Gene Ontology annotation, cellular component: membrane. Lineage: Eukaryota; Metazoa; Chordata; Mammalia; Carnivora; Phocidae. The coding region runs from base 755 to 2992 and encodes 745 amino acids. The record is from RefSeq and is a predicted model, not a curated record. The transcript has 11 exons.